Bacillus rossius redtenbacheri is the source of this 2089-nucleotide messenger RNA. RefSeq names its product nischarin. Gene Ontology annotation, molecular function: phosphatidylinositol binding; protein binding. Lineage: Eukaryota; Metazoa; Arthropoda; Insecta; Phasmatodea; Bacillidae. The coding region runs from base 227 to 1588 and encodes 453 amino acids. Gene Ontology annotation, cellular component: cytoplasm. The record is from RefSeq and is a predicted model, not a curated record. The transcript has 2 exons.
CGAAAACUGUCAUGGCCGCAAUGUAUGUGUGCGUCUGUUGCUGUUGCUGUCCAAAUGCAUAAUUUUGACUCCGGUGCCUUAACCAGGGUUGGCGUUGUGUUUAGCAAAAUGUAGAUCUAUUUCAGAUUUUUUUCAUUACCAUAAGGGAAGUUAAUUGGAAAGCGAUAUGCUGCGGUGACAAGCUAGAUUAAAAGCGGUUUUCAGUUUUAUCAGUGUCGUACUAGGAAUGGCUUGUUUUUUGAAUAAUAGACAAAAUACAACGGUUAGCAUUCCAAAUAUUAAAAAUGAUAGUUUCACUUUGUAUGAAAUUCUGGUUAAAAUUGGUGAUGCCGCUUGGACUGUGCAGCAUCGGUAUAGUGACUUUGUCGAGUUACAUGAUAAACUUGUCUCAGAUCACGGAGUAAAUAAGGAUAUAUUACCGCCGAAGAAAGUAAUAGGGAACAUGGAUCCAGCAUUUAUUGAACGAAGAAGAGUUUGUUUGGAAUCAUAUUUGCGAAAUAUAUUAAAUUUACUGCAACAAGCCAUGCCGAGAGAGCUAGCACUUUUUUUAAACUUUCAUUUGUAUGAUAUUCUUUAUUUGUUACAAGAUAUGGCUCUACGAUUCUUCCAUGAAGGUGAUGCACUCCUUCAUAUUUGUAAGAAUUUUACUUUUUCUCCAUUACAGCUGCAUGCGAUCAGCGAGCGCCUGAAACAGCCGUGCCCACCGCUGGAGAUCCUGGAUAAGAGGAUGGACUUCAGUCACGUGAUGGACUUCUGCUCCCAUCUGACCAGCGUGACCAUCAGCGGCAGCAGCGCCUCGGUCGGCACCAGCAAUAUCGUGCCAAACAAGCUUCCCUUCGAGCUCUCCGUGUUCAGAGCGAUCGAGAGGCUUACUUUCAUCAACGUGUCGCUGGCAAGCGUCUACAGCGUGGGAAGUACGCGUGACUCUGUCAAGUGCUUAGCGGUGCACGCGUCCGGCCUGAAGAGCAUCGCCAGCGUGCUUCUGUGCGACGUCAUACACAAGGACGUCCUCUACUCCGGGGAGAGGCAUGCUUGGAAGAAGGUGUCGGAGGCAGAUUUCAGCAACAACGAGCUGGAGCAGAUAGACGAGGCCGUGAAGCUGAUGCCCAACAUGGAGCGGCUGGUCCUGAACAACAACCGCAUAAGCACAGUGGACAACCUGACGCUGCUUCCUCGCCUGGUCCACCUCGGGCUCUCUGCAAACAGCUUCUCCGCGGUGGAGGAGCUGCACACGAGGCUGGGCCACGUGGUGAUGCUGGACCUGUCCCAGAACAGCAUCUCCUCGCUGCGGGGCUUCUCCAAGCUGUACUCGCUGGAGAGCCUGGACGUGGGCUGCAACCGGCUGGACGAGGUGGCAGAGGUGAGGCACCUGGGCGGCCUACCGUGUCUCGAGAGCCUCGUGCUGCUGGGCAACCCGCUGGCCAUCGUGGUGGACUACCGCGUCAGGGUGCUGGAGUACUUCGGCAGCCGGGCAGCCGAGAUCUGCCUGGACAACGACAAGCCCACGCAGAAGGAGCUGGACACAGUUGCCGUGCUGCAAGCCCUCAGGAUUGUGAAGGAGGGCCGGACCCCCAUGCUGGGGCCGUAGGCUCCCCCCUUCCCCUCCUUGCGUGUUUCCUAACAGCCUGGCGGCGCUCUCACGAGCGGCACUUACCAAAGAGAAUGCAAACUGUGUGCUUACCGAAAACUAAAUAAUAUUUUUAAAAUACUGUAACCCUUUGAUACUGUGUAAAAUAGUAAUAUAUAUAUAUUUUUACUAAAAGGAUACCAAUUAAAUUAUAAAUGCAAACAUAUAACUAUUUACAGUUUUGAAUUAAAAUUUUGUAAAGUGUGAGUUUACAUAUGUAUAUUAUCUGUUCACUGUUUGUGUGAUAUGUAAUUACUACACCUCAUGUGGUGGCUGAAAGACUCGAACUCAAAAAAUAUUUUUUGUGUAGGCAUGAUUGAGUGAUGAUUGUUAAAGAUCUGUGAUCACUUUUUUUGUUAUUAAUUAUGUAUGUAUAUGCACAUUUUUGAGACAGGUGAUUGGCACUUUUGAAGCAAUUUUCAUUUUUGUAAAAUACAUGAAUGCCAACUCCUGAAUUAUGAA